ACCAGUAACUUCUAUUCAAUGUUUGUGUUACUUGGACCCUUCCAGAACCUCUGCGUGCCCUCUCGAGCCCAGUGCCUCAACACCGUCUGUGGGGGAAGGGGCCACAGGAGACCCUGGUCCUGGAGACCAGCCCCACGUGGGGGACCUGCUCAGCCAGCCCAGCCAGCCCAGCCCAGAGGACUGCAGUCUGGACACGGCCAAGGAGAGCUCGGGCCCCUUGGAGCAUUCUGAAGGGGUGUGUGUGGCAGAUGCAGACCAACAGCCAGAGAGUCCAGAGGUGAUCUAUGAUGAUGUAUGAUGAUGUGCCUAGCGAGGGGCUGCUCUCUCCUGUUGAAGGUGAUAUAAUAUACGAAGACGUUCACAGAGAGGGUGCAGCGCGAGACCGAGACAACGGGUGGAGCUCCAGUGAGUUUGAGAGUUACGACGAGCAGUCAGACACCGAGAGCAAACUCCCCACACGCAGCAAGCUCUCCCCUGACAUGCGUCGGCUGAGGGAGCACUGUGCCAGGACCAAGCGAGAGCUGGCCAUGAGGCUGGGGGGAAAGCACGGCUAUGACACCAAGGUUAACCAGCUCAUGAAAGCAGCACGCAGUGGAACCAAGGAUGGACUGGAGAAGACCAAAAUAGCCCUCAUGCGAAGAGUCUCGUUCCUCCACAGGAAGGACCAGUCAGACGACGUGGAGGAUGACGCUGGGUACCUGGAUGUGGCUGAGCCUGACGUCAAACACCCUCCGGCCCACCUCAGCGCCAUGCCAGAGGGACUGAGCAGUCAGCAGGUGGUGAGGCGUCACAUCCUUGGCUCCAUCAUCCAGAGUGAACGCAGCUACCUGGAUUCUCUGCGCAGAAUCCUACAGGAGUACCAGAGGCCCCUGAUGGAGGCGGAGCCCCGCAUCCUGAGCCCCAGGAAGAUCCGGCCCAUCUUCUUCCGUCUCCGAGAGAUCACACAGUGCCACUCCAUGUUCCAGAUCGCCCUGGCGUCCCGCGUGGCCGAGUGGGACAGCAACGAGAAGAUCGGAGACCUGUUUGUGGCCUCGUUCUCCAAGUCCAUGGUGCUGGACGUCUACAGCGAUUACGUGAACAACUUCACCAACGCCAUGGCGCUCAUCAAGAAAGCCUGCAUGUCGAAAGCAGCCUUCCUGGAGUUCUUGAAGAAGAAGCAGGCGUGUAGUGUGGACCGAAUCACCUUAUAUGGACUGAUGGUGAAACCUAUCCAGCGCUUCCCCCAGUUCAUCCUGCUGCUACAGGACAUGCUGAAGAACACUCCCAGGGCCCACGUGGACCGGCUGCCCCUGCAGCUGGCUCUGACCGAGCUGGAGAUGCUGGCCGACAAGCUGAACCAACAGAAGCGCGUGGCCGACCAGCUCGCUGAGACUCAGCAACUGGCACGCAGUGUCACUGACCGCCUGCUCAGCAAGCAGCUCAGCUCAGAUCAGGGGACCCUGGUGCUCUGUGAGACGCUGGUGGAGACUGUGUACGGCGAGCGCGGCCAGGUGCUCAAGUCCAAGGAGCGCAAGGUGUUCCUCUUCGACGACACGCUCGUCUGCGCCAACGUCAACGUCAAGGGGCCCCCUGACAUCAGCAGCCUGGUGCCGGUGGGACCCAAGUACACCAUGAAGUGGAACGCCCCCCUGCAGCAGGUGCAGGUGGUGGAGGCAGGGCAGGAAGCCGCCCAAGGGAAGGACGCCCUGUUCCAGGCCUCAUGGCCUACCAAGAGGCCUGGUAGUGCUGGAGCUUCAGGGAAGGUGGUUCUGGGUCCACCUCGUCUGUACCAGGAUCUGCAGGAGCUCCAGCAUGACCUGUCUGUCGUGGAGGAGGUCACACUGCUGGUGGGAACACUACAGGGAACAUACCAGAACCUGAACACCACCGUAGCCCAGGACUGGUGUCUGGCCCUGCAGAGAAUGAUCCGGAUGAAAGAGGAGCAGAUCCAGAGUGCCAACAAAUGCCGCCUACGCCUCCAGGUGCCUGGGAAGCCUGACAA
This is a messenger RNA of Osmerus eperlanus (European smelt), 1981 nucleotides long. Its product is annotated as rho guanine nucleotide exchange factor 10-like protein. The annotation marks the transcript as partial. Gene Ontology annotation, cellular component: cytosol. The record is from RefSeq and is a predicted model, not a curated record. The transcript is spliced from 15 exons. Gene Ontology annotation, biological process: positive regulation of stress fiber assembly; actin cytoskeleton organization; SREBP signaling pathway. Gene Ontology annotation, molecular function: guanyl-nucleotide exchange factor activity. Lineage: Eukaryota; Metazoa; Chordata; Actinopteri; Osmeriformes; Osmeridae.